Molecule: messenger RNA, 1152 nt
Organism: Nomia melanderi (Alkali bee)
Lineage: Eukaryota; Metazoa; Arthropoda; Insecta; Hymenoptera; Halictidae
Product: coiled-coil domain-containing protein 130 homolog
Biological process (GO): mRNA splicing, via spliceosome
Cellular component (GO): post-mRNA release spliceosomal complex; U2-type spliceosomal complex
Source: RefSeq, a predicted model, not a curated record
AUGGCAGUAGCUCCUUUCAUCCUGAGGCGCUAAUAUCGCCACAAUCCGUAACAUUCUUUCUGUUUAAUCGUUACGCAGAAGAAGGAAAGAGACGAGUUAGUUUAAAUACAUUCAUAAUCAAGUAUUUACAUGGAUUUAAUUUUCUUAUAAACACGCAGUAAAAAAACAAGAGAACAAUGGGUGAACGUAAAGGAACAAAUUUAUAUUACCCACCUGAUUAUGAUCCACGGGUUGGAGGACUUAAUAAAUUUCUUGGUACUCAUGCAUUACGUGAAAGAGCACGUAAAUUGCACAUGGGUAUCCUUAUUAUCAGAUUUGAGAUGCCAUAUAAUAUAUGGUGUGACGGAUGUGGUAAUCAUAUAGGAAUGGGUGUUCGUUACAAUGCAGAGAAAAAGAAGAUUGGAAUGUAUUAUAGCACACCUUUAUAUCAGUUUCGUAUGAAAUGUCACCUUUGUGAUAAUCACUUUGAGAUAAAAACUGAUCCAGCGAAUUUAGACUAUGUGAUAGUUAGUGGCGCAAGACGACAAGAAAAUAGAUGGGACCCUAAAGAGAAUGAACAAAUUGUACCGGAAACUAAAGAAGUGUCAUGCAGACUUUAUGAUGAUGCAAUGUAUAAAUUGGAACAUGGUAUAGAAGAUAAAAAAAUAGCAAAAUCACGUGAUUCUUCCUUAGAAAGUGCAAUAGCACUUAAUGAAGCUACGUGGAAAGAUGAUUACACUUCAAACUGUGCAUUACGUUCUGCAUUUAGAACAAGAAAAAAAGAGUUACAGAAAAAACAAGGUGUUGAUCAUAUGUUACUUAAAAAAAAUGGAUUAAAUAUAGAUUUGGUGAAUGAACAUGAAGAUGAUAUAAAGUUGGCAAAACUACUGAUGCAUAAAAAGGAUGGUAAAAGAAAAUCUCAUCCUUUAAAACGUCUGGUUUCUAUUGUACGUUCCAAAGAUAAGUUAAAAAAAGUAUCGCAAUCUGUUGUGAACAGUGAUAAAAAACAUAAAAAUGAAACACCAAAACUUCCAGAGUUAAAACCACAACCUUCAACAUCAAGCACAAUGACCAGUACAUUAAAUACAUCACUAGUUACUUAUGAUAGUUCUGAUACAGACAAUGAUUCAUAGUAUUUUUUUUUUAACUAAUGGAAUGUGUAAUAUAUUGUAA